Lachancea fermentati is the source of this 990-nucleotide messenger RNA. Lineage: Eukaryota; Fungi; Ascomycota; Saccharomycetes; Saccharomycetales; Saccharomycetaceae. The record is from the annotation of a GenBank genome assembly.
AUGCUUCGUCUGAAUCUUCAAAAGCCUGUUUUUCACAGGCAGUUCAAUAUACAAAGGCGUAGUUUCCUUACAGCUGCAGCAUUGACGCUUGGAAGUUUUAUAGUUGGUCGUGAUGCAAGAUUGGCAGAUGCUAUGGAUAGGGGUGAUCUUCAUAAUAAGAACGACGAUGUUCAAACUCUGAAGAAGGAAGAGCAGGAAAGAAGAUUGAAGAUUUUACGAGACACAAGACCAAUGAAGCCAAGAUAUGAUGGACAUGUACCUCUGUACCCCCAUGAGCGUGUAAUACUUUUUGUCGUUUCAGGUCUAAAGUCAUACUUUCAUCCAGAGGACGGGGACAAUAUAGUGCAAUUGGGAGAGGCAUCAGCAUUUACUUUCUUUCUCAACAAUCUGAAGGAGGUUAUGCUUUCGGAUAAAGUUGGUAGGCAAAUUCUCAGAGAGCAGCCAAACAUUACCUCGGAGAGUAUUCAUAUGGACGAUUUAAAAGAAAUGGCGCCAAAUACUCUCGGAUACACUUAUUAUAAGUGGCUCAAAAAGGAGGGCGUAUCGCCCGAUACGCGUGCACCCGUAUCAUAUAUCGAUGACCCGAUUCAUGCCUACAUUUUCAAGAGAUAUAGACAGUGUCAUGAUUUCUAUCAUGCCAUAAACGAUUUGCCAAUCAUCAUCGAGGGAGAAAUUGCAGUUAAGGCAUUGGAAGCCGCAAAUAUAGGUGUUCCGAUGGCUGCUUUGGGUGCUUUGCUGGCACCUUUGAGGUUGAAGCCCGUACAGAGAAGGAGAUUGUAUGACAUUUACUUACCUUGGGCCGUCAAAACUGGUUUAAGUUGUAAGCCGUUGAUUAACGUUUAUUGGGAGAAAAUUUUAGAUAAGGAUGUCGAAGAAUUAAGAAAAGAAUUAGGUAUUACACCACCACCUGAUUUGAGGGCGGUCAGGAAAGAACGUGCUAAGCAAAGACAGCAAUUUAAAUUGAAAUACGAGUCUUAUGAAAAAAGCUGA